Messenger RNA from Cajanus cajan (pigeon pea), 2318 nucleotides. Its product is annotated as acid beta-fructofuranosidase. Gene Ontology annotation, biological process: carbohydrate metabolic process. Lineage: Eukaryota; Viridiplantae; Streptophyta; Magnoliopsida; Fabales; Fabaceae. The record is from RefSeq and is a predicted model, not a curated record. Gene Ontology annotation, molecular function: beta-fructofuranosidase activity.
CCACCUCAUCCCACCAUGCUUCCUCCGGGUCCUAUAAAAGCAUCUCACACUGGCCCAUUCACUUCACAACUCAUGCUGUCUAACACUUUCUUUCACCCACACUCUCUCACCAUGGAACAUCGCAAGCCAUUGUUACCCACCUCAUCGCAUGAAGCUCCCAAUCCACGCUCCCGCAAGGACCUCCUUGUAGUUCUUUUUGGUUUGCUUUUGCUCUCUUCCCUUGUUGCCUUUGGGGGCUACAGAGUCUCCAAUGUGUCUCAUGAUCACCAACGUAGUAAUACUAACAGUCCCAGUCCCACAUCGGUGCCUUCUUCCAAAUGGUACCCGGUUUCGCGGGGUGUUUCUUCGGGGGUGUCGGAGAAGUCGUCCAACAAGUUGUUUGCUGUUAAAGAAGGAGCUUCUGAAGCCUUUCCUUGGGAUAACAGCAUGCUUUCGUGGCAGAGAACUGCUUUUCAUUUUCAACCAGAGGAGAACUGGAUGAAUGAUCCUAAUGGUCCUAUGUACUACAAGGGAUGGUAUCACUUUUUCUACCAAUACAAUCCGAAUGGUGCAGUUUGGGGUGACAUAGUUUGGGGACACGCGGUGUCAAGGGACAUGAUCCAUUGGCUCCACCUUCCAUUGGCAAUGGUGGCUGAUCAAUGGUAUGACAGGCAAGGAGUGUGGACAGGCUCUGCCACCAUCUUACCCGAUGGUAAAAUCAUCAUGCUAUACACAGGUUCCACCAACGAGUCUGUGCAAGUGCAAAACCUUGCAUACCCUGCAGACCCCUCUGACCCUCUUCUUGUGGAUUGGAUCAAACACCCUGGGAACCCCGUUUUGGUCCCUCCACCAGGCAUUGGUGCCAAGGACUUCCGUGACCCUACUACUGCAUGGCUCACAUCUGAAGGAAAGUGGCGCAUCACCAUAGGCUCCAAGCUCAACAAAACUGGCAUUGCCUUGGUUUAUGACACUGAGGACUUCAAGACCUAUGAGCUCAAGGAGGGGUUGCUUCGUGCUGUUCCUAAAACUGGCAUGUGGGAGUGUGUGGACUUCUUCCCUGUGUCUAAGAAGGCUGCAAAUGGCUUAGAUACCUCCUUUAAUGGGGCUGAGGUGAAGCAUGUGAUGAAAGUGAGUUUGGAUGAUGAUAGACAUGAUUACUAUUCAAUAGGGACUUAUGAUGAGAAGAAGGUUUUUUUCACACCAGAUGAUUCUAAGAAUGAUGUUGGUGUUGGAUUGAGGUAUGACUACGGUAUAUUCUAUGCAUCCAAGACGUUUUAUGAUCAGAGUAAGGAAAGGAGAGUUUUGUGGGGUUGGAUUGGAGAAUCUGACAGUGAAUAUGCUGAUGUGGCCAAAGGUUGGGCAUCUGUUCAGAGUAUUCCAAGAACGGUGCAGCUUGAUACAAAGACUGGCAGCAACUUACUUCAGUGGCCUGUUGCAGAGGUGGAGAGUUUGAGAUUGAGAAAUGAUGAGUUCAAAAAUUUGAAGGCUAAACCAGGGUCAGUGGUGUCACUGGAUAUUGAAACAGCCACACAGUUGGACAUUGUUGCUGAGUUUGAGAUAGACAAGGAAUCCCUAGAGAAAACAACUGAAUCCAACGAGAAGUACACGUGUAGCACUAGUGGUGGAUCUAAACAACGUGGUGCCUUAGGACCUUUUGGUCUUUUGGUUUUGGCAGAUGACGGGCUUUCUGAGUAUACUCCUGUGUAUUUUUAUGUCACUAAAGGAAGCAACGGAACUCUUAAGACCUCCUUUUGCUCAGAUCAAUCAAGAUCUUCUGUGGCAAAUGAUGUUCAUAAGCAAAUCUAUGGGAGCAUUGUUCCAGUACUUAAAGGCGAAAAGUUUUCCUUAAGAAUACUGGUGGACCACUCUAUUGUUGAAAGCUUUGCUCAAGGUGGAAGGACAUGUGUGACAUCUCGGGUUUAUCCAACAAAGGCAAUCUAUGGAGCUGCUAGAUUGUUCUUUUUCAACAAUGCUACUGAGGCAACUGUGACAGCUUCAUUCACAGUUUGGCAAAUGAAUUCUGCAUUUAUACGCCCAUUCCACCCUGAUCAGAAGAGUUAAAAUUUACAUUGAAGAUAAAAUACUCAGUCACGAAGCAUUGAAAAACACGUUGGGUUGGCAAUUUGUACUUAUCAACUGCAAUGACCUCCCCAUGAAAACGUACAAAGUUUUGGGUUAUUGCUCACGGCCCAUUCUUUCAUUUUUGCCAAUCAUGUUUAUGAGAAUGUUUAUUGAAAUUUGAUCGUAUAAUGUAAAAUGGUGCUUGCGCGAGAACCUGUUCAUCAAAGAAAUAUGAUGUUAAUGUUCUCCAAUUCUCUAGUAAAAAUCUUUUAUGUUAA